Molecule: messenger RNA, 1035 nt
Organism: Fomitopsis serialis
Lineage: Eukaryota; Fungi; Basidiomycota; Agaricomycetes; Polyporales; Fomitopsidaceae
Exons: 3
Coding region: 1-1035 (344 amino acids)
Molecular function (GO): protein binding
Source: RefSeq, a predicted model, not a curated record
AUGUAUGCAGCGGCAUUCUGGCGGACACUCUUACCCCGCUCUCUCUUUACGCUGACAUCCCUGAGCGCCGCGAACAUGGCAAAUGGCAGUCCGAGCAUCUCCGCAGACGACGCCGCGAAACUGCGUCGGCAUCCGAAGUACUGGCUCGAAGACGGCUCGCUCGUCGUGCGCACUCAGGGCGAUCUCUUCAAGGUCCAUAGAACGCUCCUUCAACGACACUCUCCCGUAGUAUCGUCUCUCGCAGAAAACGCGUCGCGAGAUGAGGCCGCGCGCACGGAUGGCUGCCCGACGCUGCACGUACCGGACGAGCUGGGUGUGGAGAGUGCCGACUUCGAGACAUUGCUCGAGCACCUGUACCAUGAUGUCCCAUUAGGACGUGACGCGCCGUUCCCUCGAACUGCUUCGAUACUGCGAGCGUCGUCGAAGCGCCAGCUCGACUUUCCUCUACUGCACCAGCUCGCACGUCAGAGACUAGAGAGCAUGGUGCCAUCUGAUCCAACCGCUUUCUACGAAGUGCAGCAACCGGAUCACAUGCUCACGCUUGCCGUCGAUUACGACGUCUAUACGAUACAGAAGGCCCUCUUCUACACGAUCGCUACGCAUGCGAACCUCCAACAUGACGAACCUGAAGGCCUCGCACCCGGGGUCAGUGUCCCGCAGGAUGCACAGCCCGUAGACUCGGCCCUCGCCAACCAAUUCACCCUCUCUCCCGAGCUCACAAAACGGUGUCAGAAGCUCCUAGAUGACCUCGUCGCGCACUUCACACCGAUCCUGUUCACCGUCGCGACCGCAGGACACAUGGCGUGCACGGACGUCUUUGCAGAGCAGUGGAUGUCGCUCGUCAUCCAGCCUGCGCUGGAGAACAGCGGACUGUGUCGGCCGAUCGAGACGCUGCAGACGAUCAUUGAUCUGGACUGGAAGGCGCAGGGUCUCUGUGAUGAGUGCGUGUCGGAGAAGAGGGAGGAGUGGCGGGAUGAGCAGAGGGCGGUUUGGGAGAAGUUGGACGGAUGGCUUGGUUUGACGGGAAAGCAAUGA